AUGAUAAAGAUAAUAAUCCUUCUCUUAACCUUCCAAUUCGCCUUUGCAAAUUACGUAGUUCGAAUUGGAAAAGGUAAAUAUUCCAUAGAUUUAUCUCUUCAUUGUAGUAUUAAACAAAAUUGGAAAAUCAAGUUGUUUUUCUCGAAUGCUUUUGAUUCUUUUCGAAUUCAACGUGAAUUUCACAAUAUUUCCAAUUCUAAUUGGUUCAACAAAUCGUAUGUUUUAGAGAAAAGAGUGAGUUAUUUAUUAUGUUAUUAGGCUACGAUGUUAUUAGGCGAUGUCCUUUUUAGCCAAGUCAAGUGGAUAUUCGACACACUUGUAAUGAUGAAAGCAAAGGACCUUGGAGAAAAGUUCGAAGAAAUUUGGAUGAAUCUCAUACUGAAAUACUAAAUUUGGGAUCUUGGUUACCAACCAAUGAUCCGCAAUCUAAAACUUCUUUAUCAAAUCUUGAAUUCUUUUUGAAAUGUGAUGCUAAACUUGAUUGGAUGGUUGAAAUAUAUUUCACAAAUUCUAAAGACAAGGCAAGUAUUCACAGUGAAACAUUUGAAGUCAAAAACUGCAGUCACAUUUAUUUCAUUCGUGGUUUUGAUAAAAAGGUAAUUGCAGAAGGGGAUGACUUCUAACUCAAAAAAUAAUUAAUUUUAAGCCAACUCAUGUCGGAUUUAUUCACAAUUGCAAUUCAGAUCCAGAAAUCCCCUUGAGAAAAGUUCCAAAAUCUAAAUACGCCAAGAAUACAACAUUGACAGACAAAGGUUUGAAAAUGUUGGAUACACCGAAAAUUGUUGCUCCCGCUCCUUUCACAUUGAAUUUAUACUGCGGUUUGAAACUCAAUUGGAAUGUGUAUAUUUUGUAUUAUUCAAAUGGUGAAAAUGUUUCGAAUGAUCAUAGUGAAACUAUUGAAGUUGAAGAUAACAAUACAAUCGAAUUUACUAGAAAUUUUGAGAAAAAGGUUGGAAUCAAUUGUAUACUGUAUGAAAAAGAAAAAAGUAUAAAUUUUCAGCCAACUUAUGUUCAAUUCAUUCAUGAUUGCUCUUCAAAAUCAAAAAAGGAUACACUGAAUGUUGGAAAAUCUGAGUUGAAAAAAUUUUACGAUUUGACGGAUAAAGGUGUAUGA
Molecule: messenger RNA, 1114 nt
Organism: Caenorhabditis angaria
Lineage: Eukaryota; Metazoa; Nematoda; Chromadorea; Rhabditida; Rhabditidae
Source: the annotation of a GenBank genome assembly